Otolemur garnettii (small-eared galago) is the source of this 453-nucleotide messenger RNA. RefSeq names its product neuromedin S (gene NMS). Bases 1 to 453 code for a protein of 150 amino acids. The transcript is spliced from 9 exons. The record is from RefSeq and is a predicted model, not a curated record. Lineage: Eukaryota; Metazoa; Chordata; Mammalia; Primates; Galagidae.
AUGAAGCAUCUUCUUCCCCAGUUCCCUUCCAUCUUGGUCAUCUGCUGCUUCUGCAUGCUACAGAUCCCCUCCUCAGGGUUCCCACAGUCUUUGGCUGAUCUUCCAGAUGGCUUGGACAGUGUACAGCUUGAGAGGCUGACAUAUUGUCUGAGUCAGCAGACAACUCUUUCUAGCCAAUCUAAGGAUAACCAAGACAGAAACAAACGGUUUUUAUUUCACUACGCCAGAACUCAGGAGCCAACACAUCCAGUUAAAACUUGGGUUCCUCCCGUGCAUCCUUUAAUGCGCCUGGCUGCCAAGCUCGCCAACAGACGGAUGAAAAGAUUUCUGCAGCGAGGGUCGGAGGCUGCUGCAGUGGGCUUUAGCAAGAAGGAUCAAGCUGCCACCUUGGGACGACCAUUUUUCCUUUUCAGGCCAAGGAAUGGAAGAAACAUCAAGGACACAGCUCGGUAG